AAAACAAUACAAAAUCGCAAACAAAAACAAUAACAACACAUAAUACUAAUAAUAAUAGAUAAAAUCUAAUACAAAUAACUGUUAUGGCGAACACCAGCGUUCUAUCUUUGAUCUCACUCGAUAACGAGGCGGCGACGACGGCCGACGAUUUCGCCUGGAAUGUCAGCACGACUGCAGCACCGAGCAUUGUGGCUCAACCGUUGGCGCUCUAUCACAAUCGGCGCCGCUUCUUGUUCAGCGGCAUUGUGCUGUUGCUCGGCGUUAUUGGCAAUUUAUUGGCGCUGAUCAUUUUGGCGCGCAAAAAAGCGACAAAAAAUAGCAAAUACACGCUUAUGCUGCGCUGCUUAGCGUCAAACAACCUUAUCGGCCUGCUCGGCAUGUUAACAACGAUGCUGCUGAAAAUUUAUGUGCCAGAGGAAGAGUUCAAGGCCUACGUGCGUUGGGAUUGCACGUUGAAAGUGUUGUGUCGCUUCUUCGGUCUCAGUUCCGGUUGCAUUGCGGCAGUGAUGGCCAUUGAACGUUGGAUGGCGUUGGCGCGGCCGUUCAUCUAUCAUAAGCAUAUCACAUAUGAACUUGUGCGCAAAACUAUCAAUUCGCUUGUGCUCAUCGCAGUUGUUAUCACGUUCCUACCUUUCAUCGGUUUCGGCGCCUACAUUGACGAGAGUGACCCAGAAAAUCCGAAAUGUUUGCGUUAUCGCGAUGCCGAAGGCUUUUGGAAUAAAACAUAUUCGGUGUUGUUUAUGCUUUUCGGUUCACUUUUGUGCGUCGUCAUUGUUGCUUGCAAUUUGUUCGUGACACGCGUACUCUGCUUCAUCGGACGCACACGCACCACCAAGCGACACAUGCACUACGAUAUGGUGAAUCGCGAAAAGGGCAGCGUAAGUCGCAUUGAGGGCGAACCGAGCAGCGGCUCCUCGCUGUAUCAUCACAGCAACAGUGUCACAAUGACGGCAGACGCCUCCCCCGAUGAGAUUAAAUUCGCCAAACUGAUGGCCUACCUGAGCAUCUCCUUCGUCAUCUGUUGGAUGCCGCAAAUGAUUGCCAUACCGAUGGCCAUUUUACCGAACCGUGUGCCGAAGGCGCAUCCCUUCUUCAUUUUGGCCGAUGUGCUGAUGGCACUGCACUUCACCUCGGAUCCAUACAUUUAUGUGCUCAGCCGGACGAAGCACUCCUACAUUUUGGGCUGUUUCAAGCGCUGUCGCUGCGAACUGCGACGCUCGCAUAGUGAUCAGAGCCGGCUGCGUACCACCAUCGAGCAGAAUACGUCGGAUUGUGGACUGAACUGAGGUUCGUGGCGUGGCGCACGAGCGCCGGCGCGUACAAGUAUUUUGAAUUUCUAGUUAUAUGUACAUAUGUCAUAUAUGUAUGUAUUUAAUAUAUAUUUUUUACUCUAUACUUUUUUAAUGGAAAGUGAAAGUGUGUUUAGAGAGUUGGUUAGAAAGUAACGGUGCAAAUGCUUGUAAUGACUGCUGAUUGGCAACGGGUUGAUGUACUGGUGUGAAUGCUGAACGAACAAAACCAAAUAAUUAUACAUACCGUUAUUCCUUAAAGACAUGUCAAAGUAUUUAUCCUAAAAUUGUACUUAAAAAGGCGUAUUUUGAAAAUCCAAAAAAUUUAUAAAUUUAUUAGUGUUUGUAAUAAUUUCUUAGGGGUGCUUAAAAACUAAGUUGUAUAGAAAACCGCACAAAAAAUGUUACAAAGUGAUAAUUUUACGCCAUUGUUUAACUGCACGCGAAGAUCUAAGUACGUAUAUAUACUAUGUCUGUCCAUAAAAACUUUUGUUUAUACGAUUUUGUAGUCACUAGUACAUAUUACACACAUCUAAAUAUAAAUUAGCUUGUAAGUUACAAAUAAAUUCGAAAUUCUGUACUUAUAAAGUAUGAAAUAAUAUUUGUUUGGCAUAAAUCUAAUUAAAAUAAUAUAUUUUUAAUAUACAUACUUAAAUAAAAAAAAAAUAUGUUUGUAACGUCAUUUAAAUACACCAGCGUACUAUUCCAGACAUUCUAGAAUAUUUUUUAUAGCCUCAACAGUCAAGUUCAACACUCAAUCAAGUUUGCCACGAAGUUUGUACGUGGUCCGUAACACCACUGAAACGGCAGAGACACUAUGGAAUAUGUAUAUAAGUACAUACAUAUACUUAUAUAUAAACGACCUUUUCUCCCCAAGAAGCUGGUCAUUUGUCAGAACCAUCGAUAUCGACUCAUUAUUGGAUAUGGCUGCCGUACAAAGUGAGCGAUCAAUCAUGUUCUUGUAUGGACAACUUUUCUUCACGAAAUAGAUUAUUAUGCAAAGUUUCGCUGGAUUGGACUGAGUCAACUUAAAAAAAUGUAUUGAACCAAUCGUUAAAAUUCUUUAAAAACCUUCAAAAUAGGCUCCUUCUGCGUCGAUGCAGCGUUGCCAGCAAGGCGUCACAGAAGGCAUUCUCCGAAAUAACCUUGAGAGCCGAGGUGCAUUCCGUUUGUAUCACCUCUGUCGUCUCAAAAUGCUUGCCUUUCAUCGGCCUUUUCAAG
Molecule: messenger RNA, 2510 nt
Organism: Bactrocera tryoni
Lineage: Eukaryota; Metazoa; Arthropoda; Insecta; Diptera; Tephritidae
Product: prostaglandin D2 receptor
Exons: 5
Coding region: 84-1286 (400 amino acids)
Biological process (GO): positive regulation of cytosolic calcium ion concentration; adenylate cyclase-activating G protein-coupled receptor signaling pathway; inflammatory response
Cellular component (GO): plasma membrane
Molecular function (GO): G protein-coupled receptor activity
Source: RefSeq, a predicted model, not a curated record